Molecule: messenger RNA, 1313 nt
Organism: Suillus bovinus
Lineage: Eukaryota; Fungi; Basidiomycota; Agaricomycetes; Boletales; Suillaceae
Product: NADP-dependent oxidoreductase domain-containing protein
Exons: 11
Coding region: 40-1122 (360 amino acids)
Cellular component (GO): cytoplasm
Source: RefSeq, a predicted model, not a curated record
CCUAGACCCAGAACUUCAAUCCACCUGUUAGUAUUCAGAAUGUGUAUUCGAGCCACUACAUCUCUCGGUGGUACUGCAUCUAAUGUCAUUGUCGGUAAAGUAGCUCAUGGAUUGAUGACGAUGACAAAUGCACCCAAACCAGUCCCAGACGAACAGUGUUUUGAGGCCAUCAAGGCUGGCGUAGAUGCCCUUCCUCCUGGCACAAAGAUGUUCCUCAAUGGAGGGGAAUUCUACGGGCACAAUUUCUCGACCACGAACCUCGAGAUGAUCGCCCGGUUCUUCGAACAGUACCCCGACUACGUAGACAAGACUUUCUUGUCUAUCAAGGGAGGACUAAAACCUGGAGAGCGACUCCCAGAUGGCUCACCCGCCAACUUGAGACGAAGCGUCGAACUCAUUAACGAGAAGCUUCGCGGCACCAAGCGCCUCGAUUUGUUCCAGAGUGCACGUGUAGACCCCAAUGUCUCUUUGGAAGAAUCGAUCAGGACCCUUGUUGAACUCAAGCAAGAGGGUAAACUAGAUCAUAUUGGCAUGUCGGAAUGCAGCGCUGAAACCCUGCGGCGUGGUAAUGCUGUGCACCCCAUUGCUGCUGUUGAGAUUGAGGUCAGCCCAUGGGAAUACGGAGAGGAAGCCAAGAAAGGUACGUCAUCAGACAUAAUAUUCUGUAAUUUCUGUUGGAGUAGCUCAUCUUCAAUUUGGUCAGUCAUUGCAACUGCCGAAGAGCUAAAUAUUGCUGUUAUCGCAUACUCCCCGCUUGGUCAUGGGUUCUUGACCGGUCAAAUCAAGAGGCUUGAGGACAUUCCAGAGGGAGAUUUCCGCCGUUCACUGCCUCGUUUCCAGGAAGAUAACUUCAAACACAACUUUGCUAUUGUUGAUGCGUUGACCGCGAUUGCGAGGAGCAAGAACGUCACUUCUGCUCAACUCAGCAUCGCUUGGGUUGUAUCGUUGGGCAAGCAUGUCAUCCCUUUGCCCGGUUCCUCGCAUGCCGAGCGCACUCGAGAGAAUUGUGCUGCAGGAGAUAUCGAGUUAUCUACGGAAGACAUCACAGAAAUCAACAGUGUUAUCAAUGCUGCUGAUGUCAAGGGUGACAGGUAUGCCCAUCAGGCAUACCUCUGGGGUUAGGUGGUUUCUUGGCUCUACAUAUUUGGCGAGUCGGACCAGCCAAACUGUAUUUUUAUCUGACUUUAUGUAAAACAAACUUGAAAGUAACUUACUCAAGGUUCACGUAUGUGCCUUUGCUUCUGGGAAGAGGAAACCAUGUAUAAAAUUUGUGACUUGAUGUAUACGAAUGCAUUGAAAUUUCGAAAUACUUA